AUGCAAGUGAAUGAAGAUAGUAAUACUGGCAACGAUUUCUUGAAAUAUCCGCUUGCUCGGAAAGAUGAUUCAGUUGUGGAUGAUUUCCAUGGUACUAAGGUGGCAGAUCCUUAUCGAUGGCUGGAAGAUCCAGAUUUGAAUGAGACAAAAGAAUUCGUCCAAGUGUUGAAUUCAAUCUCUCAGUCAUUUGUUGCAAGUUCACCUUACAGGGAAAAACUUCGGAAAAGAUUGACAGAACUUUGGGAUCAUGAAAAAUUUGGUUGUACUACCAGAAGAGGUGAAUAUUACUAUUAUUACCAUAAUUCGGGAUUGCAGAACCAAAGCGUCUUAUAUCGUCAAAAAACAUUGCUUGAUAAAAGUGAGGUAUUUCUUGAUCCGAACAAACUCUCCGAAGAUGGCACUACCGCUAUACGUGAUGAAUCUUUCUCUCAUGAUGGUUCCAUAUUGGUAUAUGGUCUUUCACAAAAAGGCAGUGAUUGGAUGACAUUAAAAUUUAAAAAAGCUGAUGGUACCAAUUUGAACGAUACAGUAGUAGGAGUUAAACACGGCAACCUAGAUUGGCUGAUCGAUAACAGUGGAGUUUUUUACUCGAAAUAUCCCGAACAUAAAAAUGCACUGGAAGGAUCGUCGACAGAAAAGCACGAAUACCAUUCAUUAUAUUUUCACAAAUUAGGCACUCCACAGAGUGAUGAUGUUUUGGUCGCUGAUUUUCGAUCUCAUCCUGAAUAUAUGUGUUCGGGUAGCGUAACAGAAGAUGGUCGUUAUUUGAUUGUGGAUGUUAGUCGAGGUUGUGAUCCCUAUAACAUGAUUUACUAUUACGAUAUUCAAGAAGCGCAACAGAAAAUUACGGGUAAAGUAUCCUUGAAGCCACUUUUCGAUAAAUUGGAUGCGAAAUAUGAACUUAUUGAUAAUGAUGGUGAUACAGCAUUAAUUCUAACGAAUCACAAUGCGCCAUUAUCCAAACUAAUAAGAGUGAAGAUGUCAACAGCCAACGAAGGACCUUCUGCAUGGGAAACAGUGAUACCGGAAGACAAAAAUAAUAAUUUAGAAUGGUUGGCAAAUGUUGGUGGAGAUCGUUUGGUGGUUUCAUAUGUAGAGGAUGUUAAGAAUAAACUUUAUGUGUAUUCUCCAAAAACGGGCCAGCGUUUGUAUGAAAUACCAUUGGAAAUAGGAACAAUAUCAGGAUUUUUUGGACGUAAAGAUCAUACAGAGAUGUUCCUGCGGUUUGAUUCAUUUCUUACGCCAGGUGUUAUUUACUAUGUUGAUUUCAAGGGCAUAGAACCGUCACAUCCAGUCAAGUUAAAGGAAAUUCGAAGAAUCAAUGUGAAGGGCAUAGAUACUGGCAAAUUCACCGUAAAACAAGUUUUUUGUAAAAGCAAAGAUGGGACAAAGGUCCCAAUGUACAUCGUUCACAACAAAAAAUUGGAGUUGGAUGGGAAUAACCCAACCUUGCUUGAGGGAUACGGAGGAUUUAACAUUGCUGAAAUGCCACAUUUCUCCGUCUCGCAUAUGUUAUUCAUGGAUAACUUUAAGGGUGUCUUUGCAUUAGCUAAUUUACGUGGUGGAAGUGAGUAUGGUGAAAAGUGGCAUGAAGACGGAAUGCGAGAACGAAAACAAAAUGUCUUUGAUGAUUUCAUAGCUGCUGCUGAAUAUCUUAUCAAUAAUAACUAUACAUCAUCACGAAGAUUAGCUAUACACGGUGGUUCAAAUGGUGGCUUAUUGGUUGCUGCGGUUUCGCAGCAACGUCCAGAACUUUUUGGUGCUGUUGUAAAUCAAGUCGGUGUACUUGAUAUGUUACGAUAUCAUAAAUUUACAAUUGGUAAUGCAUGGAUACCGGAAUUUGGUAAUCCUGAUGAAGCAUCUGAUUUUGAAUUCCUUUAUAAAUAUUCUCCACUUCAUAAUAUCGAAAUUCCGAAUAAAGGCUAUCAGUGGCCAUCUACAAUGCUUACGACAGCUGAUCACGAUGAUCGUGUUGUACCUUCACAUUCCCUGAAAUAUAUAGCCCGCCUGUACGAAGCUGCUCAAUCAGCAAAUGGCUUCCAGAAAAACCCGCUCAUUAUACGAAUAGAUGUGAAAGCCGGCCAUAGAGCUGGCAAGCCCACCAGCAAACUUAUCGCCGAAAUAGUGGAUGUGUAUUGUUUUCUGCAAAAAGUGUUAGAUCUGAAAUGGCAUGAAAGUGAGUGA
This is a messenger RNA of Cercopithifilaria johnstoni, 2184 nucleotides long. The record is from the annotation of a GenBank genome assembly. Lineage: Eukaryota; Metazoa; Nematoda; Chromadorea; Rhabditida; Onchocercidae.